Messenger RNA from Cinara cedri, 12498 nucleotides. NCBI's taxonomy places the organism in Eukaryota, Metazoa, Arthropoda, Insecta, Hemiptera, Aphididae. The record is from the annotation of a GenBank genome assembly.
UUAGAUACUUUGAUAGCGUUGCGGCGGCUUGUUCGUACCUAGUUAAAAUCAUUUUGGUUUUGCAUCAAAUUGUUAGCUGCUUUGUUUAUGUUCACGCGUUUUACACGUCCAACAAACAGUCUCAUUCUCACGGAAGCCUAACAACCUGAUUUCAGUAAGUUUUGUAUUCUACAUUAUACUUCCAAGUUUUUGUAAUCCAAGUCAUGGCCGUCGCAGCAUUUAAACCUCAUGGCAAUCGUCUGGGGUUAUGUCUGUGUACAGCUGCACACAGCAGUGUGGUUGACACGUCGACUUUUUUUAGGCUUUUUUUUUGUUAAUCGAAAUCAAUGGCAUCUGUAUUUGGGCUCUUGCGCUCGUUCCAUUUUGAUUCAUCCUCAUGCAUAUGCUACCUUGAAUAUAAUAUUCCAAUUAAUAUAAGUCCUUUUAUGACCGACAUUUCUUACACUACCCACCUACCUACUUAUAUAUUUAUAAUACAUACACCAUUUCACUACAUAAAUCUGUUUACCUAUAUAGCUAUACAACAUAAUAAAGUGCUUAAAAAAGUAUUGAUUUAAUUAAUUUUCAAUUAUGUCAACUUUUUGAUAUUGUGCUAUUUAAAUCUAUUUUUAUUUUAUUUUUUAGUGGGUAAGAUUUUUAUUUCACAGUAGGUAAAUUCAAAAUCUAUCAAUAUAUAAUACAAAUGUUUGUACUAAAGUCUGUUAUUUUGUACAAUUAUAGAUAGUUGGUUGUAAUAUAUAGCAGUUAUCUACAAUUUUGAUGUGUGUUUAUUUUAUAAAGAACAUAUAAUUUAUCUCCUUUUAACCAAACCAAUUUAUUUAGCAUUUUAAAAAUACCACUUAGUAUCUAGGUUACUAGUUACUCACUUUUACAGGUAGUAGUGUGAAUUUUAAAUUAUUAUAGUUUAUAGGCUAUUUGUCUUUUGUUGUGUAUAGCUUUUAAUAUUAAUUUUUGACAAGUGUUAAGUUUAAGUUUUAAGUUUUAUUUUUAUAUAUAAUCAGAUAUAAUGUACUUGCCAUAUUUGUUGCUAUUGAUAGUAUUUAUUACACUCAUUAUAGGUACUAUGAUUUGAAAGCUAACAAUAGUCCUAUUUACCAAUUGUAUAGAUCUAAUAAAAUGUUUAUCUGGUCUCUACAAUGACUAAUAAUACAGAAAUCUAUAUUGGAUUACACUUUUAAUUUUGAUAUUGUAUUGAUAGUUAUUUUGAUUACCUAAAUUAAUUACUUUAUUACAGUAUAAUGCAAUACCUAGAUAUACGUUAAAACUAUUAAUUACUUUGAUAAUAAUUAAUUUUCUUUUAAAUCAACUGCAUAAUAUUUAAUAUUAAGUUUUAUUAUAAAUACAUAAAAUACAUGGGUAUUACAUCUUAAAAAAAAUGUACAUUUUUAAUAAUUUAGAUCUUAUUUUAAAAGCAAUUUAUUUUUAGUAUUUACAUUGAGCAUUUAGUUGUAGUAGAGAAAACAAACUAAUUUUUAUAUUUUUCUAAGUAUUAUCAAGUUAAUAAAAAACAAUGAGUACAACUAUUUUGUUCUACUUAAUUGAAUACAUUAAAUGGGUAUCUGUUGUAAAAAAAUAUAUAUUGAUAAAAUAGAAGAAGGAUAGGACAUACCAUGGGUGGGUCACUAUUGUGUAGGACACUGUUUGUUAUGGGUGGAAAGUUGGAAAUGUAUAAUUUAGGUUAAAUUUUAAAACUGAAAGUACCAAUAUAUAAUUUAUAUUACAUAUUUUUUAGUUGGACCUUUUGGUAUAAUUUUUUUAACCAUGUACCAUGUAUACAUUUUUAAGAAAUAUUUGGUUUAAUGCUAUGCUCCAAAUCCGUUGGGUUUUACUAUUAUGUGUUUUUUUUCUCUCUGUGAACUACUUUUCUACUAGAAACUUUGAUUUGAAGUAUAGUCUAUAGCGCCUUUUCUGAAAUGUAAUUUUUCAUAGUUGAUGAGUCGGGAUUUCAAUUUUUGAUUUGCCUAGGGGUUUUCGGAUUUUCAAAAUAACUAUGAAAAAUAUAGGUAAAACAACAAAUAUUUAUGGCAUUACCGUUUUUAGUGUUUUUAUUAUGUAUACACAUUGUUUUCUAUCAAAAAUAUUACUCCAAUUCAAAAAUGACGAGAGAUUUGUUUUUUAUAACUCUGCCACUGAUUUAGAGUGUUUUUUUUUUUGAUAUCUAAAGUAUUUUUUAUAAUACGAGGGAAAAACCAAAAAAUACAUAGAAAGAAUGGAAAAAUGUAUGAAAAUGAUGUCUUUAUUAUUUUUAAUUUUGUUUUUUUUUUCAACAUAAUUCAGUUUAAAAUAUCUGUGGAGACUUAUAAUGUUGACAGAAAAAUUAUAUUUACUUUUUCUAGACAAGUUAAAACUUUCAGAAUAUUUGAAUUGUUUAUAGACAUUUUAAUUUUGCUAGUUUUUUAUGUAAUUUUUAUUUGGUAGGUACUCUGUAGAUAAAUUGUUAGAUUUAACAGAAUUGGUUGAAAAUUUGAUAGGUUCAUUAUAAGUUGUACUUUGCAGUAAAAAAAAAAAAAAAUGAAUGUAGUAUUUUUUCUUUAUAAGUUUUAAAAUCAAAUUUUGACGAACAUUGUAAAUAUUACAGCCCUUCAAAACAUUUAUAACCGAACUUCGCUUUGAAUUGAUUUUUGUUAGCAUUAUUUAAAAGUAUAAAUUAAAUACUUUUAUGUAUUCCGCCAUUUUUAUCUACAACAGCGGAUUCACCCGUUCUCAGUAUUAGCUCUUUUUUAAAGUUUCUAUUGAAUUUAAUGUAAUUACAUUUAAAUAUUUUAUUUAUUCAUAAUUGUUUUUAUUUGAAUUUCAAGUGUUUCAAUAAGGAGAUACCUUUGGUACUCGUUUUAUUUGGACUUAACGUUUGGUAAGGAAGCCACAGCCAUUAUGUUGGAGUUACAACAACAAGACAUCCCCAAGUUAAAGAGUGAACGCACAGUAUCUAACAAUACUGGGCAAGAUGACGGAAGCAAUAAUGGAAACAGCUAUGAUUUGGUGUUUCCAGCUUUACCAGAUUCAAAAACAUUAGGGCCCAAAAAUGUUGGAAUUAAUGGUCAAUGUCCAUCUUCAAAUGCACCAUCAAAAGGAUGGAGCAAACCCCGGCCUACUCUUUCAACUGUUAAUCAAGUAAUUAGUUUAAUUAUUUUAUCAAAUCAUAAAAGUACAUCUUGUGUCUGUUUAAAUAAUGAUUUUGUAAGCUGAGUAUGUGUGUUUAAAUUUUAUUUGAUUAAAUAUUCUCAGUAAAAAAAUGUAUAUUUUUUCAGGUAUUCACUAUUUCUGUUCAAGACCGGAAAUCUGAUAAUAGUGAAAAAUUUGGUGAAGGAGAAUCUAAACGUAUUUGUAGCCAAAUUACAAGAGAAACUGGAGCUGAGAUAGAGAUUUCUACCUCAAAGAACAUGAACCUUACUUUUCUAGUUAGGGGUAAAGUAGCUGAUGUUGUUGAAGCAAAGCGUAGGAUUAUUGCAAGUUUUCAGACUCAGGUGAAUUGCUUGUUCAUUAAUAUUAGUCUAUUCUCUAUUUUCCUCCCCAAUAUUUCUUAUCUAUUGAAAAUGCAUUUGGUAUUUUAUACUUUUUGCACUUAGCCUUCCCAGUGGAUAUUAGAUUAUUAAUUCCUUAAAUAUUUAUAAUCUGUGUAGUUCUGUAAUUGUAUCAAAGUACAAAUAUUAAACUAUUUUAAUAUUUUAGGCAACUAGUGCAGUGCCUGUUCCAAAGGAACAUCAUUGUCAAGUAAUGGGUAAACAAGGAACCCGCCGUAAAGAAAUCGAACAACGUACAGGUGCACGUAUUCAAAUGCCUAGCAUUCAAGAUACAUCGGACAUUAUCAAUGUUACUGGAACAAGAGAUGCAGUAGAAAAAGCUGUUCAAGAAAUUCGAAUGAUUUCUGAUGAAUUGGUUAGUUUGUUUUGUAUUAGGUUGAUUAAUGUUCUAGCUAACUAAUACAUGUUUGAUAGUCUAAAAAAGCAUUUGAAAGGAUUGAAAUUCCAAAAGUAUUCCAUCCUUUUAUUACUGGUGGACAUAACGAAAAACUUAAUAGUUUAAUGAAAGAGACUGGUGUUAAGAUUCAUGUUCCUCCACCUUCAGUUAAUAGAGAUGAAAUUACAAUUGCUGGAGAUAAAGAAGGAGUUCAGUUGGCUAUUGAUAGUAUUAAGCAGAUCUACACAAAAAUGGUAUGUUUAGAUAAUUAAUGCUUAAAAGUUAAAAUAAAAAAUACUCUAGUAUGUAUAUAUAUAAAAUUUACUAAGAAAAUACAAUAUUUUGUAUUAUAAAAAUACAUAAACAAUAAAAAUUUAUUAUAAGAAAAAAAAAAUCUGUAUAAUUUAGUUCUACUUGCACAUUGCAUAGUAUAAUAUGAAGUAUGGAAUUAUUGGUUUGCAUCAAUUAUUAAAUUAUUUUGUUGUGUAUAUUUUAUAACAUAAUUUGAAUUGUUGUUGUAUGGGAUAAUGUAAAAGUUAAAUCUGAAAUUAAGAGUACCUAGGUACCAAGGCAUGGUAAUUUACUGAAUUAACAGAAAAUUCAAAAUUAAUAUCCAUAAUAAUUUGAUAAGAGCAUUUUUUUUCUAAUUGAAAUUGUAUUCAAAAACAGAAAAAAGCACACAUAAUAAACUAUGACAAAAUCUAAAAUAUAUAAAUAAUAAUAUAACAUUUAAAAAACAAUUUUAUAUUAUUGGUUUUAAUUAGUUUUUAAAUUGUGGCAUGUAUACCAUUAUUUUUAACAAUUGAAUCAAUUUGGUUCCAGGAAAAAGAGUCAGCGACAGUGUUUGUGGAGAUACCGAAACAGAAACAUAAAUAUUUGAUGGCGCAAAAAGGAAAUGGCAUUCAAGAUAUAUUGGCAGAGACUUAUGUCAGUGUUGAAAUGCCUCAACAAGAUUCUGACAAAGAAACGGUGACUUUAAGAGGAUUGUAUAAGGAUUUAGGCACUGGUAAUUUUUAUUUUAUUUUUUAUAUUUUAAAUAUGGCCUUAUUUUAAAAAUAAUAAAUAAAAGUGCGAUUCAUUUUUUAAUUAUAGGAUUAACUAAACUGUAUGAAAAAGCUAAUAGCAUGGCUGCUGAAACGAUUGAGUGUCCUGGAUGGAUGCAUAGAUUUCUGAUAGGAAAAAAUGGUUCGAAUUUAAGAGAGUUAAUUGAAGAUAAUGAGAAGGUUUGUUAAAUUAAUACUAAUAAUUAAUACUAUUGCACUUAUUAUAUUAUACAUAAAAAAAAACAAUAGUUAUUUUGUAACAUUUUUUUAAAGGUACACGUUGAAUUUUCUGAUGAUAACAAGAUAAUUGUUGAAGGUCCUACGGAUAUGAUACCAAAAGUAAUUGAUUCAUUGAAAAAAGCUAUUGAAUGCUAUGUUUCUACAGAACUAGUUGUUGAUCCAAAAUUUUUCAAACACAUAAUUGGCAAAAAUGGAACUAAUAGUAAAAUAAUAUUUAUAUUAUUUGGUAAUCGGUUGUUAUAUAAUUAAUUUUAAAAUAUAUUUAAUUUGUUUUUCAGUUAAUCGUGUUAAGAACGAUACAGGUGUUAUAAUCAAUAUUUCUGAAUCUGAGAACAAUUCCAAUAUUAUUCGUAUUGAAGGUCGGAAAGAUGGAGUAGAGGCGGCAAAAAGUGUAAGACAAAAGUUCUUAUAAUCUUAUUAAUUUGUUUAAUUAAUUUUUCACUGUAGGAGUUGGAAGAAAUGAUAUACAAAUUAGAGAAUGAAGUUGAAAAAGAAAUAUCAAUUGAUCAACGUCAUCAUCGUGCCAUAAUUGGAGUUAAGGGGGAAAAGGUUAGAGAGCUUCAGGAAGCAUUUAAUGUUCAAAUUACAUUCCCUAGUUCAGGUAAAUAACAUAUUUUUUAAUAAUAUUUUGAGCUUUAUAUUAAUUUUAAUUUUAGUUGAAGCCAGAAGCAAUUUAGUCAAAAUACGAGGAUUAAAUGAUGAUGUUAAUAAGGCAUUUAAAUCAUUAGCAAAACUGGCUAAAGAGUUGGAUGAAGCAAAUUAUGUUUUAGAAAUUCCAGUUUUUAAACAAUUUCACAAGCUUGUUGUUGGAAAAGGUGGAGCUAAUAUUAAAAAGGUAGUUUUUAAUUAUUUAUUCACUAAUUCCACUAGUGGACUUCUUCCCUCGUAUGAUUCACUGGUCAUUUAUCAUUUGUAAAUUAAUAUUCUUAUAUUCUUAUUAUAUUAAUGUAUGUGUAGAGUUUAUAUUUUUCUAAUAGUAAUAAAAAGAAAAAACUAUUAAAAUAUUUUUUUCUAAAUAAUAAUAUUAAAAUAUUUUUUUUUUGUAUUUUUAGAUUAGAGAAGAAACUGACACUAGAAUUGAUUUGCCUCGAGAAGGGGAAGAUAGUGACACUAUUAAAGUUAUGGGAAAUAAGGAAAAAGUACUAAUUGCUUGUGAUAUGAUAAAAAAAAUACAAAAUGAAAUGGUUGGUUCAUUUUUUGUUUAUGUAAAUUAAAAUAAUUAGUUAUAAAAAUUAUAAUUGAACACGUUUAGGGUGAUAUUGUAACAAAAGAAAUAGUAUUAGGAAAUAUAAAAGUACGCAAUGUCAUGGUAAAUCUUGGUAAUAAAUUUAUUCAGUCAAUAAAAGAAGAUUGCGGGGGAAAUGUAACAUUAAAGUUGCCAGCGGUUAAAGGUGAUAAUGUAAGUAUAAUACGAUUAUUUAAUUAUGUAAGAUAAAUAAUUCUCAUUAUUCAUAAUUUAAAAACUGGUGUAUCUAUUGGGUGUAACAGGAAAGAUCUAAUAAAUAUCUGGAAUAAAUUUUUGCUUGUCAAUUUUUAAAACAAAUAUUUUUUUUAAUGUAAUUUUAGGUUCUUUUUUCUUGUAAUAAUUUCUAGAUCCUUGUGUUAUGAAAAUAAAACAUGAGAAUGAUUAUAAAUCUAAGCAAAUUUAUCACUUAAAUCAAUUUUGGUUUUACAAAUAUUUAUCAGUAAUGUAACAUUAAAAUAUUAAAAGUUCACAAAUAUUAAUUAAAUUAUUGGAAAAAUGUAUUGAAUUAUUUGAUAGUAUGUAGUAGUGAAAACAAAAAUAAUUUUUAAAUUAUUGUCUACUUCAAAUUUUUAAGAGAAUUAAUGAUUUAGUAUUUGUAAAUAUUAAUUGUAACUCUAAAAUUUUUUUAAUAAUAUAUAUUUAUAAAAGAGCUAUUUUGAGUAUUUAUAAAACUUAAUUUUUAGUUUUAAAAAUAAUAUAAAAAAUAUAAAUUAAAGAAAUAACGAAAGGCUCCAAUAGUUAUUAUUGCAAGGAAUAAAAAAAAAUGUAAAUAUUGAACGGAACAAACUUUAUUUCAGGUGUCAGAUCUUCACAUUACAGCUUAUUUAUCCAAUUUAAACAUUUUAGUGGUUAACAUUUAAUUAAAUAUAAUUAAUUAAUUUUUCUGUAUAGACUAUAGUUAUCAAAGGACCUGAAGAUGAUGUAGACAGUGCUAUUUCACAAAUUCAGACAAUGGUAGAUGAAGUUUAUAGUUCAGUUCUUGAUAUAAAAGUAAAGCCAGAGUUUCAUAAAUAUUUGAUUGGAAAAAAACGAGCCAAUGUCAAAAGGGUGUGUUGUAAAAAUAAUGUCAAUUCACAUUGAUAUAAACAUACAUUUAUAACUGAAUUUAUGAUUACAGAUUCGAGAUUUAACUAAUACGAGAAUAAUUUUUCCACUUGAAACCGAUUCUACAAAUGAAAAUAUAACUAUUGUUGGUAGAAAAGAAAAUGUUGAUAAGGCAAAGGCAGAAUUUGAAGUGAUGAUUACUGAUAUUAGUAAUGUUAUUGAAGAACGCAUAGAAAUUAACGAAAAAUAUCACAAAAGUUUUGUGGCUAAACGAGGAGAAUUUUUACAUAGACUAGAAGAUGAGUGUGGUGGUGUAAAAAUCUCCUUCCCUAAGCCUGGUGCUGGUGAUAAAGUUGUACUUAAAGGUAGUAAAGCUAAUGUUGCUCUUGCCAAGCAAAAACUUUUAGACCACGCAAAAAUUUUGGUAUGUAUAAAUCAAUGUUUAUAUCAUAUGAGUUUUCUAUGAUAUUAAUUUGAAUUUUUAUCAAAUACAGAUAUAUUAUGAUAUAUUAAUUAUUAUAUUUAAUAUGUAUUAUGCCUUCCACAUUUGUAUCAAGUCUAUGCUCUUUAAAUCAUUUGAAUAUGCUAUACUAGUAUAAAAGUAGAAAAGAGAUUCUUUAAAUAUAAUUUUUUUUAAUUUCAAUCAUAGACCUUAUAUUGAUAGAUUAAUUCUUGUAUUACAUACAUUAUAAGCUAUGGUCAAACAUAAGACAGUGAUGCAGCAAAACUUCAUGUUAAAUACAAUACAAUUAUUAUUGUAUUGGAAUCAAUAAUCCCAUUGUAUGGUAUUAAGAAUUUAUUGGCAUGUGUUAUAAUUUUUGUUUUCAUAUUUAUUACAAUUUUUUAUUUUUUUUUUAAUGCCUCCACAUUUUUAAUUUUAUUAUAACAUACUUGUAAAAUUUCAAACAUGUUGAUUGUUCCAUAAACCAAAAAAUCCCACACAAAUUUUAAUUAAUUUUAUUAUUUAAAAUAAUUUAAGAUAUUAUUAAUUAUUACUAAAAACAGCAUAAACUUAUAAAUUAAAAGAUGUAUGAUUAUGUUUUAUACAUUGGAUAAAAUAAUGUGAUGAGAACACCGUUAUUUUAUUAUUGUACAUUAGCCAUUUAGUCACUAAGAAGCACCUUCUAUAUUUGAAUGCGAUAUAAUCGUAUCUACUAGUAUAAGCGACUUAUGGUUUCAAUAUACUACCUGUAACAGAGAUCUGAUACCAGAAAUAACUUGUUUUGUUUAAUAUUUUUAAUUUUUCUUUUUAUGUAAUAAUAUAGCCUUACACUAUGAUUAGUCUAUUUUAUAUUAAAAAGAUGUCUGUUAAAGGUAAUUUAAUGUAAAUCUGGUAGCAACGAUUAACCAUUCGAAAAAACGGGAGUUCAGUUGAUAGUGAUGUUUUGUCAACAAUGUAUUUGUCAUAUUAUGGUAAAACAAUUAAAUAGGCAUUAUAUAUUUUCAUUAAUAAUAUUUGUUUGAUGAAAAUCGAAGAAUGAUCCCUUUAAAGUACCUCCCCAGUGAAAUUUCCUUUUAGAAAAAUUGCUAUCAUUAUAAGUUACUAAAUUACUAUUAUUAUUAAUUUUUUUAAGGAUCCUUAAAUGUAUAUUUUACAUACAACGAUUAAAUAUUAUUUAAAUUAAAUUAAAUUUUUUUGGCUAUUCUUUAAUAGUUGGUAACCUCCAGUUUGAGAAACAAUGAAAUAGAGGAAUCGUAAGAAUGUUCUAAAAAUUGUUACAUGAAAAAAAAGUAAAAAUAUUUAACAGAACAAUAGUUAUUUCUGGUGUCAGAUCUUUGUGUCACUGUAUGUAUUGAAAUGUUAAAUAAUAGUAAUCAAUUGUAUUAUUAUUAUUAAAAUAAAAUGUGAAUUAAAAUAGUAGAAUGUUAUACAUUUUGAUAUAGAGUUUAUUUUAUUCUACUAUUGAUUUCUAAAUAUCAAAACAUUAAGUGUAUAGUAUUGUAGCGAUAUAUUAUUGAGUUAUAUCUUUAAAUUAUUUUUCUGUUCUUAUACUUAUUUUUUUUUUAAAAAAAAAUGAGUAAAAUUUGUAUAAAUUUUAAAUAAUCUUUUUUUCAUUGCUUUUAUAUCAAAAUAUAAUAUUUUGGAAUGUUUUUAGGAAAAUACUAUUCAAGUUGAAAUCAAUGUUGAUCCUAAGUUUCAUCGUCAUUUUGUCUCAAGGCGUGGUGAAAUUAUCAAUCGAAUUAUAGAUGAUUGCAAUGGAGUGUCUAUAACAUUCCCUAAAUUAUUAUCCAAUGAUAGUAUUGUUAUUAUAAAGGGGGACAAAACUAAUGCUGAAGAGGCAAAACGUAAAAUUGAAGAAAUUGUUAAAGACCUGGUAGGCAUAAAAUGUCUUAUUUCUACUUAUUAAAAGUUUAGGAGAGAUAAUACAGUUGAAUUUGUAAUUGUGUAAAAUCGUAUUAAUGUAUAGUUAUCAAAUUUAUUUCAGGAAAAUAUUGUUGAGAUUGUUAUGGAUGUUCCGCCUAAACAUCAUCGAUAUUUUGUUGCUCGCCGAGCGGAAGUCAUAAAUCAGAUUAGCGCAGAGUAUAACGGAGUUACCAUAACAUUCCCACAAAUGAAUUCAAAUUCUAGUGAAGUUUUGAUUAAAGGCCACAAAGAUUUUGUUGAAAAAGUCAAAAAUAAAAUUAAUAAUAUUGUUGUAGACUUGGUAAUUUUAUUAUUAUACUAACUCCCACUGCUUUUUUGUAUGUGUUUUAAGUGUUUAUUUUUAGGAACAACGUAUUACUAUUGAUGUAAUUAUACCUCAAAGGAUGCACAGAGUUCUUAUGAGGAAUCGUGAUUUAUUGGAAGGCCUCAGGAGAGAUUUAGAUGUUUGGAUUAAAUUCCCCGAAAGACCCUCAGGUAAUUUUUAGUUAAUUCCAAUUAAGUGUAUUCAUUAAAUAUAUGUAAAUGAUUUAAUAGCUUUAUUAUUUUUCUUUAUUCAUUCAAUAUUUAUGUCUACUUUUAUUACUUUAUAAUAAAUGAAGUACUAAAAUAACCAAGUAAUUAUAAGGCCUUGCCUUGAACUAUUAAAAAUUAUUUAAAUUGUAUAGAACUUACUACUAUUAUUUAUUCACUUGUAACAAUUUUUCAAAUUAUUAUUAUUUUUUUAUCUGAUAUAAUAAUUUAAUUUUAAUGCUCCAUUUGUAGAAGAUCAGUAUAAUAAUCGUGAACUUGAAGAUAUUAAUGGCGGAGAAGAGCCUGAUGAAAAUCGUACUCCUAGUGUUAAUGAUAUAGUUACAAUUUUUGGAAAACCUGAAUAUUGUGAAAGUGCUAAACAGAUAUUAAUCGAUAAUGUACCUAAGACUAUUGAUGUGAGACAGUUUUUCAAGAAUAUAUUUUUUAACUUUUUUUAACAAUUUUCAACAUUAUUUUUAGCUGAAUGUACCUUCGGAGUAUCAUAGGUCAUUGAUUGGUACCAAGGGUGCUACAAUUCGAAAGCUCAGUGAAGAUUAUAAUGUUCAGAUUAAAGUUCCAAACCAAGAAUACAGUGCUGAUAUUAUAAAGGUAAUGAAAUUUUAUUUAUUUUUUGUAAUAAUUUAAUUAGUUAUUCUUAUGUAUAUUUUAUCUGUAAGAAAUAAAUAACUAAAUAGUCAAUUAUUUAAUUCUGUUUUUAUUUGACAUUUAGAUAACUGGCGUUCAAAAAGAUAUUGAUGAAGUAGUUGCGGCCAUAAAAGAAGAAAUGAGGUUAUAUGAUGCUGAUAAAGAAGACAGACAGUUACGUUCAUAUGAAAUUCAGGUAUUUUUUCUAGUCACAUUCAUAAUAUAUUGGUUUUAUUUAUUUAGUCUAGAACAUAAAUUCUUUUUAAUUAAUAAAAGAAAGUCAUUUUGUCAAUGAAUACAAUUUAGUUUUCUGAAUAAAUUAUAUUUCUAUUAUUUUAAUUAUUGAUCUCUGAUAUAAAUUGUAAUUUUUAAUAAUUAUAUAUUUAGAUGAAUAUUGAACCAGAGUUCCAUCCCAUGAUUAUUGGUAAAAAAGGAGAAACUGUUCGUAAUUUACGUAAUAAAUAUAGUGUUCAAGUAAAUCUGCCCAGAAGAGGUGAAGGUAAUAAUGAAGAUAUUGUUACAGUCGUUGGUUAUCAAGAAAAUGCUGAGAAAGCUAGAGAUGAAAUUCAAGAAAUGGUCGAUAAACUUGUAAGAUUUAUUAUUUUUUAUUAAUAAAAAUGAUUAUUGAUUUGUUAAUAUUAACAUUUUUUUAUGAUUUUAAUUUCAUGUUUUAGAAAAAUGUUUACAAAGAAGAAAUUUUCAUUGACAAUCGAAUUCAUUCAAGAUUAAUUGGUUUUCGGGGACGUAAUAUUUCACAAAUAAUGGACAAAUAUCAUGUGGAUAUUAGAUUUUCCAAAUCUGAUAGUAGUAAUCCAGAUUUAGUUGUUGUGUAUGCACGCGAGGAUGCUACACAAGAUGAUGUUUUGGAUUGUAUGGAUUAUUUAGAUAUGAUACAACAAGAUUAUGUAAUUUUAUUUAGACUUAAAAAAAACCAAUAAUAAACCUUAUAUUUCUAAUCAAUCAUUGAUAUUAUUUUUAUUUUUACAUAGAUGACUGACUUAUUAGAGAACGAGGCAAGAGCAAACUUAAACCCAAAACCUGACAGCAAAUCUGUUCCAAACGGUAAUCACAACUCUCAAGGCAGUGCAGGAUUUGUAAUGGGUAAUGGUGCACCAUGGGAAAAAGCUCAUCCAGACACAAAUAGUACUAGAGAUUUUCCAUCAUUUGCUGGUAUUGCAACAUCUGCCAACAGUAGUGCCUCUUCAGACAAGACCAAUCUUCCAAACUGGGGAAGUGGGCGUCGUUAGUUUUUUAUUUUCAAUCCAUUUAUCAAAUUAUUGUUUCCAAUAUUAUUAUUAUUAUUCUUUUCGCGAUUUCAAUUUUUUAAAAAAAAUUAUAUAUAUAUAUAUAUAUAAAUAAAUAUAAAAUAUAUAAUAUAGUGCUCGGUUGCCACUAAAUAGAAUAUUUUCCGUUGAGUAAAUCACAAUUAAUAUGUUCAAAAUAGAUUGUGUUAAAAAAAAAAAAAUGUUAUUUAAUAGAAAACAAGAAAAAAAAUUUAUAAUAUUUUU